Molecule: messenger RNA, 4379 nt
Organism: Folsomia candida
Lineage: Eukaryota; Metazoa; Arthropoda; Collembola; Entomobryomorpha; Isotomidae
Exons: 2
Coding region: 2313-4049 (578 amino acids)
Source: RefSeq, a predicted model, not a curated record
UAUGUCAUUAUUAAGUUUAUUCAACAAAUACAUUCUAUCAUCCUGUAGCUCGAUAACUCGUUAUCCAGUUUAAAGAAUGUUUUUGUUGAAUACAGUUAGUGACGACAUGUAGCUUUGAAUUUUCUGUAAUACCCAAGCAUUUUUAAAAAGCUGGCACGAGAAUAACUUUCGUAUUUCGUAUUCAAAUAUUCAUUUCUCUCACAAGUACUAAAUUAAAUAGUGACAAGGUUUUAUCUUCAUAUUCAACCCAAUGCAUAUAUCAAUCAAAUUUCAGCUUUUCUCGAUCAAUUUAAAAAAUCAGUAUGGACGACCCAAUACGGUAACCCCUUAGUGAAAACUUUUAAAAUUAGUUUUCAGAUUCCUUCAGUAAAACUGAUCAGCGACCUGCGUUACAAAUUACAGAUUUGUUCCACCAAUUUUAGAAACCAGCCUCCAGUCUGAAAACCACUAUCCUAACGUGAAAUUCAGUUCUAAUGCAGUCUCAACCAUAGAUUAUCAUCAUAAAUCAUAAUCUCAAGAGGGAUUUAAGAUUCCAAUGAACUCUAAACCAGAAACUUCAAUCAAAAAUAAUAAUCUGAAGAUGCUUGAAAGGUUCUAAUGCAGUCUCAACCAUAGAUUAUCAUCAUAGAUCAUAAUCUCAAGAGGGAUUUAACAUUCCAGUGAACUCUAAAGCAUAGAUUAUCAUCAUAAAUCAUAAUCUCAAGAGGGAUUUAAGGUUCUAAUGCAGUGUCAACCAUAGAUUAUCAUCAUAAAUCAUAAUCUCAAGAGGGAUCAAAGGUUCCAAUGAACUGUAAACCAGAAAUUGGGUAGCAUGUUUUUGCUGAUUUUUAUAAAAAUUAAUUUUUAAUUUACCCCGGGUAUCCCCACCCAUUAUAAAAUUGCUGUUGUCAACCCCGAGUUUAUAACAUCUGCCCUGACAAUAUAUUCUAAAAUUCUAAACCUCCUCAACAUUACACGUUUGAGUUUCAAAUUUCACAGGAAAUUUCAUCUUCAAAUUUAUAUUUUUUCAACUAUAAAUCACUCAAAGCAUAGAUUAUGAUCCAACAAAGAAUUCUAGCCCUUAAAAUACAACCUCAAUUUAAUCCUUCGAAAAAAAUAUGGCCUUCGGCGUGGUCUCGUACUGCAUUGACCGAUUCAAUUCGCAUGAAAUCUCGUCGAAAAAUCAAUGUUUUUUCAACUCCAAAACACUCAAAGCAUAGAUUUGGAUCCAACAAAGAAUUAUAGCCCUUAAAAUACCACCUCAAUUUAAUCCUUAAAAAAAACAUGGCCUUCGGCGUGGUCUCGUGGUGCUUGGCCGAUUUAAUUCGCAUGAAAUCUCGUUGAAAAAUCAACGACGACGAUCAAUACGACAGCCAUUGAGAUUUCAAUAAAGAUGCCCUUUGCUCACCCAACCACCAUAAUCGUCGAUGAUGAGGAAUCUGGUCCAUCAUCUAAACUAGCGCAAGUGCGAAGAAGCCCCAUUCUUACCGUCGAAAUGAUUUCAAACAUGACCACCACUCCAUAGAAAUCCAAGAGCAAACGAAAAAGAAUCGAGACCCCACAAAGUGCAAGCAGUACAGAGAGGACAAAAAAGCUGGAAAGUUGUCAUCCUUAAAGAAACGGCUGUCCUUUACGCCCGGUUCACGUUUGUCCUUAAUUUAAAACCAAAGCGUCGCGUCAUCAGUAGGUCUACAUUCUCGACACGGAAUAUCCCCAAUUGUUUCUAGAUCAAGAUAUCUGGAAAAGUUUGAGAACCUGCCGCUCAAAAAACUCAAAAAACGGAGGGAACGUUUUUGGCCAGAGUUUGUAAAGUCUGUUUAUAAUGUGACCGCUGUUGCAAUCGACAAGAACACUUUGCAAGUGUUCUUGUCAUUCAAUUGUUUUAUGAAUUAUAGAACAAAAUUCCUACUCAUUGCAAGUAUAGCGGAAAUACAAACCUACAAAGGCUCAUUUACAUACCUCGGACCCGACAUGUGGGCGUACCCGACCAAAAUCGACCGCCUAUCGCUACUAUUAUUUGAGAAAUACAGAGUUGACAAUGUCGCCUUUGCCAGGGAGACUUUGUUUUCUAAAGUUGCAAGCUGUAGAUAUGCGAUAGGACUAGAAAAUGAUGAUGAAUUAGACUGGAAAGAAUGUGUCAAACUAGCCAACGACCUCUAUUCGGAGAUUAAAAAAUUGCAUUCUAAAAGAAGACAAAUAUGUGAGCUUAUUCUACAGCAAGUUUUUCCGACAGUUCACAAAUCCAACGGAAUCUUGAUUUUUGGUACGGGGAAGUUAACACACAUCAUGAUGUGCAUAGCGAAAUUCUACAUUAAGAACAACGCCAAAAAAAUAUGAAAAAAUAUGACCCCAAAAACAUGGCAGAAUUACGCUUGGUGGAUUCUGGCGUAAAGGCACAAGAGGCCGUAGGCAUUACCAAAGACAUUAUAAAAAUCCUCUACUCAAGAUCGCCCAAUGAAGACAAGCCGUGGUCAGAUAACUACCCUCCGACCCUUGAUUUUGAGAAAAAAAUCCACUAUGUAAUGGCAUCAACUUUAACGGCUGGUGGCACGCUCAGACCAAAUGGUUACAUUAGGCAAACUGGGGUGUCUGACUGUACAAUAAUUUUUUGGAUGAGGUUCGCUGCAAUUCUGCAUCAUCUUUACUCGCUAAAAGGAACACAUGAAGAGGUGUCAAGCCAUCCACGUUGCGAACGUGACCUUGCAGGAGUCAAAAUGGAUAAUCUGCGGACACUGCUUAGGACCGGAAAUCUGAAUGAUCUCGAAUUCAUGCAGAAAACGGGACGAAUCGUUCUGUUUCACUUUGCAGAUACUUUUGAUAUUAAUCCACCACAAUUCCUCGAUUUCCAAAAUUUGGAAAACAAUCAAAAAACCACAAAGUAUUGGAACAUGGUCGAGUUGGACGUCCAAGAAAACAUUGAGACAAUUAUCUCCGAACCUGAACCUCCGAGAAAACCUGGUCCCAUGCCAGUUCCAAUCUUUAAACAACUAGUGGCAGCAUGUUUUUCAAUCGUCAUCAGAACGGAGCAGAAUUUGGAAUCAUUUCAACAACUUGUCCAUGGCGAUGGUAUUAGAUGUUAUAACCUAAAACUUGCCUUUUCUUCUUUUUGUGGUGGGAGAAUGGAUGACCAAGUCUUGCUAGACUUUACAACACUAGUAACUGCUACUUACGGUCAUACUCUGCAAUUCCACUUAAAUAAACAUCACCACUGUAUGAAAACAGUGUACGUUUAUCAAACAAGGCAGUGGUCAAGUCUUCAAGAAUUUACACAUCAUACAAACAACAUCAAAUCUCUCGAGCAAAACCCGGAAACAAAAUAUAGUGUGAUAAUCAAGACCAACAUGAUUGCCAACACCGAGAUAAUCAUCUCAAUGUUGUAUUACACAUGGGAUUAUGCGUUGGCUGAAGAAGAACACAAAGCAAAAUCUAAAGCAAAGGCAAAAUCCAAACCACCUGUAAAGAACUUUCUAACAAUAACAAGUUCAAAUAUUACAAUCCAUCAACACUUCAUUUUAAAACUCUUUGGAGACGAACCUGGUCCUAACAUCCGAUAUCUUGAGAAAAAAGUGCAAGCUGACAAGUCACAAAGUAAUAUUUGGAACAUCCUCUACGCAUUCUCCUGUCUUCCAUGGGGUACAACGAAAAACCUCGAAGCCACACACUCCCAGAUUGACAUAAUCUGCGAUCGAAUCAAUACGCUUUGCCCAACCAACUCACGUCAACCAGGAUACUCGGAAGCUGGCCUCGUUGCACUUUUAUUGGUCAAAGUGGGGCAAUAUUCCCAAAAUGGGGGCCCUGAGUUGGACUGCUUCGAUUGGGCCGAUUCAGAAGACGCUGCAUCUUCUGAUGAUGAUGAUGAUGAACAACAACAACAACAUAAAAAGGGAUCUCUAUUUGUUCAACAACAAAAAAGUAAAAUGGCCAAUCAAAAUCCAACUCCCCAGAAAUGUACCCCAAAACAUGGAAAAUCAUCUUCAUCGGACAGGACAUCCGAAAAGAAAAAGUCAAACCAGAACGCAACUCCAAAGAAAUCUAAAAAGAAACCAAAUCCACAAAAGUUGUUCAAGUAAUUUGGAACCAGAUCUGAUUAUUGGGUAACGGUCAAAAACUCUAGUCAUCAACUUUCUUCUCAGAAAUUCUUCCUUUCUUCUCAUUUUAACACAUUUCUAAAUCAUCUCGAUACAAUUAAAUUCAAAAUCAGUCUAUAUAUAACCAAACCCAACUCAAUGCUAGAUGGGGUCACCUAUGACCGAUCCAGGUUUUCCCAAUGUAUGGCUGGGUUUUCCCUUGAUCCGUUAAGUUGGGUCAAACUUUCCUUUCAUCCAAAGAUUUAUCGAAUAAACAAACUUUUCUUGGAAGCUGUAUCCAAAUAAUAAAAUCCUAUAUAUUUUCUACUCGUA